Messenger RNA from Paramuricea clavata, 388 nucleotides. Lineage: Eukaryota; Metazoa; Cnidaria; Anthozoa; Malacalcyonacea; Plexauridae. The record is from the annotation of a GenBank genome assembly.
AUGAAUAUUGACAAUGGCCUAAUUAACGGAGUUGUAUUUAUUGAUUUAAAGAAAGCUUUUGAUACGAUCGAUCAUCAAAUUAUCCUGCAAAAGCUUAACAAUUAUGGUAUUGACGAAAACAGUCUUAUACCUGGUUUCAUUCCGGCAUAUCUCACUGAUAGAACUCAAAAGUGCCGGGUAAACGGUCAACUGUCAGAUUCUGUGCCAGUGGCCUGCGGUGUCCCUCAAGGUAGCAGUCUAGGGCCAUUGCUAUUCCUCAUCUACAUUAAUGAUUUACCGAACUGUCUUGAUCAUACUACUGCAAGAAUGUUCGCAGAUGAUACAAGUAUUAGUUAUGCGUCCGACUCAGCCAAAGAGCUCCAAAAUGUCAUUAACACCGAAUUGAAAG